This is a messenger RNA of Mycosarcoma maydis (corn smut), 858 nucleotides long. RefSeq lists its product as uncharacterized. Bases 1 to 858 code for a protein of 285 amino acids. Lineage: Eukaryota; Fungi; Basidiomycota; Ustilaginomycetes; Ustilaginales. The record is from RefSeq and is a predicted model, not a curated record. The transcript has a single exon.
AUGAAGUGCAUUAUAGCUCACAUGUACCCGCCCAACGCCCACGGCGGAUCAUCACCCAGGCCUCCUAUCAUUGUGGCCUUCGACGAGUGCGUCGAACUCAACAUCGAAAAAAACCCAGAUAUCAAUCAGCUCAACAGCCUCCGCCGCGCAUGGAAUUGGAUCAAUACCCAACAAGCCAGCGCCAAGACCACGACGUUCUGGCUUGUGUUGAUCAGUACCAGCAGCAGUGCGGCCGAUUUUGUCAAGCAUGCCCACCGUAACGUGUUAUCAUUGGCACUGCCCAUUUUCAUCGGCGUUAGUUUUGACGUGCUGCUUUCACAGCAACCCAGCCUUUCUUGCGCCUCGCAAGCUUCUGCGGACUCUCACAUCAUUUACUACGGACGACCGCUGUGGAAGACAUUCAAUUCUGGAAGCCUCUGGGUGAUGGCCAACCACAAAUUGAUGGGUGGCGAAGACUUUGCCAUCCGCAAGACCGCCCACUGCUUCAGCAUCUUGGCGUCUCGUCUCGCGCUAAGCCUUUCGCCGACUGAAUCGCCAAACUCGGAACUCUUUGCAAGACAGAAGCAAUUCGUCGACAGCACAGUAGAUCGCCACAUGCGCAUUGUCACGCAUGUUACCAGCGAGGGUGUCAUGCACGUUGAAUCUCCAUCAGAGCCUGUGCUAGCCAUCGCUGCUUCCAAUAUCAUGCUGGCUCCCUACCUCCAGUCAGCUGAGAAAGCGAGAGGCUACACGUACGCAGACAUCCUCAAGAAAUUUCAGCAAGAAUGCUUGCUCAACCCCGAUGUUGCCUUGCUGAAGGGCAGUUUCGGUGAACUUGCCUCGCGGAUCAUCUUGAUGGUCUGCUUGCGACGCCGCUGA